Molecule: messenger RNA, 1542 nt
Organism: Oncorhynchus mykiss (rainbow trout)
Lineage: Eukaryota; Metazoa; Chordata; Actinopteri; Salmoniformes; Salmonidae
Source: RefSeq, a predicted model, not a curated record
CAAGGAGCUCCAGAUUUUCAUUGGACCUCAGAUCAUAUAGUCCGUUUCAGAUUGUUGCCGGUGACGGUUGAAACAGUACCGGCGAAAUAUUUUGUUAUGACCUCAGCAAGUUUCGUAAACAACGGCAUCCGCUUUGUGCUAGAUAAUAAUUAAAUAUAUAAUUUAAAGGAAAAUAUAGGUAGGCUGAAUAAAACAACCUCACGCAGGGGAGAGGUUGGGUGACUGAAGGGAAAUACGUCGAGGAAAGGAGGAUAACAUUUUAAAUUUUUUAAAGAGAUGGACUAAAAGACUGUAAAGCUGUUGCUGCUGGACAAACCCCGUCUGUCGUCGCCGUAGGAUUAUUAUUAAAUCUGAUGUAGUUUUAGGUCGAACUUUUGUCUAUCGCAUAAAGUCGUCGAACAUCGUAAUGACUUCCAGUCCGCAGCGUCUCUCUGCGUCACCGUGUGGCGGGACGACAGCAGAGCUCGAGCAGAACCGUCGGUUUGUCCGUUACUAGUUUUUUGUUGUUGUUGAGGAUAUUAUUUUUGUUUUUUGUUUGUAGAGAUGAGUUCCAACAGGAAAUGUUGCCUGUUCUUCCUGCUGGUCAGAAGUAUCCUGUCGGACACCAGUCAGACCAAUCAAGUGGUUCUGUUGGACACCACAGCUGUUCUGGGUGAGUUGGACUGGAGGACCUACCCAGUGAAUGGGUGGGAUGCGAUAACAGAGAUGGAUGAACAGAACCGACCUAUCCAUACCUUCCAGGUGUGUCAUGUGAUGGAGCCCAACCAGAACAACUGGCUACGGUCCAAUUGGAUCCAGCGCCAGGAAGCACAGAAGGUGUACGUGGAGCUGCGCUUCACCCUGAGAGACUGUAACUCCAUCCCUUGGGUGUCUGGUACCUGCAAGGAGACCUUUAACCUCUUCUACCUCCAGACAGAGGAGGCACACGCCGCCGCCACCCGCUUCAGACCCGCCGACUACGCCAAGGUGGACACCAUCGCUGCCGAUGAGAGCUUCACACAGACGGACCUGGGCGACCGCGUUCUGCGCCUCAACACGGAGGUCAGAGAGGUCGGCCCCGUGACCCAGAAGGGCUUCUACCUGGCGUUCCAGGAUGUGGGGGCGUGUAUCGCUCUGGUCUCCGUCAAGGUGUUCUAUAAGCGCUGUCCAUCCACUCUGAGGAACCUGGCAGCGUUCCCAGACACGGUACCAAGGGUCGACUCCUCCUCGCUGGUGGAGGUGCGGGGAGCGUGCGUGGAGAACGCAGAGGAGAGGGACACGCCCAAACUGUACUGUGGGGCGGACGGGGACUGGCUGGUUCCUCUGGGGCGAUGCGUCUGUAGUCUGGGACAUGAGGAGAUUGACGGAAUCUGCCAGGCGUGUAGACCAGGGUCCUACAAGGCUUUGUCAGGGAUUAUCAAGUGUUCCAAGUGUCCUCCCCACAGUUCCAGCCAUGACCAGGCAGCCACGCUCUGCCACUGUGACAAAGGCUUCUACCGGGCAGCCAAGGACCCCUCCACCAUGGCUUGCACACGGAGGACACUAAACAUGAUGACAGACUAA